This is a messenger RNA of Thlaspi arvense, 804 nucleotides long. The record is from the annotation of a GenBank genome assembly. NCBI's taxonomy places the organism in Eukaryota, Viridiplantae, Streptophyta, Magnoliopsida, Brassicales, Brassicaceae.
AUGGAGAUUGCUUCGACUUCUAGGGCUUUUGAUUUGUUCCCGACAGAUGAAAGAUUCAAAAUUAAAGAUGCUGGCAUCAAUUUCUCCUUCUUCUCAGUAAACCCAAAGUUCGACGACCCCGAAAAAUUGAGUCGAACGGGAAGAGAUCGCAAGGAAAGGUGCGACGUUGUUACGGCGGCUCCGAGGAAACGCAAAUACUCUGUUUCUGAUGAAGAGAAGCCGGAAAAGAGGCAAAAGAAGGCCAUCGACGCUUUCAAGUCUAAGGAUACACAACCGGUGGCUGCCGCCAAGUUUAGGAAACCGGAGCCAUCAGUUAGGGCUUCGAUCAGAGUUCGUGGUACGAAGACGAAUUGGAAGGUUAAGCGACUGAUUCCUGACAAAUCUCUUACGACUUCGAGCGUACAACAACAAAACCUUCCACGGUCUGACUCUUUCCACGAUACAAAGACGACGCCCAAGGUUAUUACAACAAAACCAGGUGAAAAGGUUGAGAAUCAGAAUCACAGUUUGAAAGACUUGGUAGCAAAGGCGCGAGAGAAACUGCAGGAAAAGAGACAGAUCGAUCAUGGGAUGACUUGCAUCGCAAGACAGAGGAUAGCUGCUCGGUUAGCCCGAGAGCAGGUGGUAGCAACCGUUGCUUUCGAUGAUCAUCUUGACUAUCACACGGAGUUAGAGCAGCUUGGGUGCGAUUUCAUCCACGAUCAAGUCAGUUGCUUGAGCAUGUUCAAUUUGCUGUCAAGAAGCGACUACAUUGAUGAUUUCAACUCUGUCUUGGAGAAGAAGGAAAUGCCACGGUCUGGUUGA